This is a messenger RNA of Chrysemys picta bellii (western painted turtle), 4620 nucleotides long. RefSeq names its product nesprin-2. Gene Ontology annotation, molecular function: protein binding. Gene Ontology annotation, cellular component: nuclear envelope; membrane; meiotic nuclear membrane microtubule tethering complex. Lineage: Eukaryota; Metazoa; Chordata; Testudines; Emydidae. The record is from RefSeq and is a predicted model, not a curated record.
CAUUUUCCCCAUCUCUAGCCUGGGGCUACUGCCACUGCGCUGGGUGCUUCCCUGACCCCAGAGGGAUUGCGUUUCCCGGCACCUCUUUCCCUCACCCCUCCUUAACCGAGCAGGCCGUGUCUGUCUGGCGUGGGCAAUCCAGCCAUGGAAUUCGGUUCCUCUCUGCCCCUGGAGGCAUCUGCAAACAAUGAACUGGGGUAGGGGUGGUAACGUCCCAGUGUAAAUCCCCUCCCUGGGCUGAACCGGUUAAGGCUGAAGGGCCCGAUCCUCUCUGAAACCAACCGAGCUGCUUUGCCUGCACCGGAUUUGUUUGAGCAAGCCAGGGUGGGGCCGGGCUUCCGCUCCCGAUUACCUGUCGGGGGAAGGUCAGGUUACUUGGCACCUCUCCACCCUCCCUCUCCGGCCGUGCGGUGCCGCCUUUGUGCCAUUCGCCCAGCCCAGCGCACCUGCUCCAAAAGCCAGGGGAAGAACCUGGAAUCGAGCUCGCCGCCCAUCUCCUCCGGACAGGUGGGGAGAUGCCCAGCCGGGAGGGGUCUCUGACUCACCCGGCUGCCCUGAGGGCAGGGUGGAGGAGGGAGCGGGACCUGUUAAUGAUUGAUCCGUGCUGGCGAUGCAAAGGGUCCCCAGUUCUGGGUCGAACUGCAGAUCCAGUGGGCCCCGGAGGAUUAGAAUUAAGCAGUUGCUUAUCAGGGCUCGGCGUCGGGAUGGAAACAUCUUUUUGAAACUCUCCUCAUCUUGCCCCACUGAAAGGAAUUUGUAGCAGCUCAGCAACCAUCCUCCUGUCUUCCCACCUUGGAAUCUAACUGUGACCGGCAAAGGCUUUUGACAGGAUUGGCCGGACCCGCUCCCGGGAGGGGCAAUCAUGCGCCCCCUGCCGAUGCCCAGGCUCUGUCCAGAUGCCCAGGCAUCCCCGAGACGCUCGCGGGGAUUGUGAAGUGGUGGGGAGCCGGAAAUGCAGAGGGACAGCGUGGCCCAGAGCUUCAGCCCGGCUCUUCUGAAAUCUCAGAUGCUCUCCAUGCACCAGGGGGAACCGGUGCCCGACGAGGCCGGCUGCAGCAUCUGCACCGCCUCCGUGGAGAAACGGAUCAGGGCCGAGCAGGCCUGCCGGCUGCACGAGCGGGUCCUGGACUCCCUGUCCCGCUUCCAGGACUGGCUGCGGGGGGCGGAGCUGUGGGCCGCCUCCCCUGCGUCCUCCCAGGUGCCCUUCGCUGUGGCCAAGGAGGAGCUGAAAAAGUUUGAGGUGCUGCAAAGGCAGAUCCAGGAGAAGUUGCACCAUCUGGAGUCCUUAAACCGGCAGUACCGGCAGCUGGUUCAGGCCAACGGCAUCUGUUUGCAGGGCCGGCUCAGGGCCGCAGUCCAGGAGAGCAACCAGCGCUGGGACAACCUCCAGAAACGAGCUGCUGCCAUCCUCAAGAGACUGAAGUAUUUUGUCAGCCAGCGGGAGGAGUUUGAGUGGGAGCGGGAGAACGUGCAGGUGUGGCUGACGGAGCUGGAUCUGCGGCUCACGGAUGUGGAACAUUUCUCUGGGGGCAGCUCGCUCGAGAAAAUGAUGGAGCUGCAGGAGUUCCAGGAGGCCGUGCAGUCCAACGCGGAGCGGCUCGACUGGCUGCUGGUGUCCGGCGAGCGGUUGAUCCAGAGGAGCGAGCCGCAGGACGCCGAGAUCCUGGAGGAGGAGCUGCAGGAGAUGAGCUGUUACUGCCAGGAGGUCUUCUGGCGGGUGUUCCGCUUCCGCCGCCGGCUGGUCAGCAUGAGGCUGGUCUUUGAGGAUGAGUGGCUGUCAGACCGAGACACUGACGUGGAGUCUGACUGCUUCGCAGACGCGUCCCCGGAGCCUGAGGUUGAGGGAGAAGCCAGGGGCCCCCCUCCCGCUGCUUGGAUCUACCAGUCCACCCCGCACAAGGCUCUCUGCUGCCGGCGCCGCCAUCCGUUCGGGGCUGCCUGGGGGGACAGCCUGGACCUGGAGUGGGACCCCUCGGUGGACGUGGGCGGGUCCACGUCUCAUGACGAAGAGGAUUCAUCGUACUGCAGCGCCAUCACGGGUGUGGGCCAGUGGGAGGAGCCGGGCCGGAGGUGCAGCUGUCAGCUGGGCACACCCAGCAGCUGGCUGGCUGGAUGCGGGAGAGGCACCGGCCACGAGGACCUGAACGCCGUUCCCUUUCGAGGGGAAACGCAGGUGCAGCUGGGCUCCCAGGACGGGCCUUGUCUCUCCCUGGCGACCAGAAGGAAGGUGGAAAUUGUCUGGGACAGUUCCGGGAAUGCCCCUCAGCGGGGCAGCCGGCAUCCCCAGGGCCUGGCCCUGGGGAACGAGGCCUGCCGCCAGACAGAGACGGUGGGCUUUGACCCUGAGCGGAUUGAGAGCUGGCUGGGCCAGACCUGCGUGGAGCAGGGCAAGCUGGAAGUGAUGCAGCCCUGCAAGAGAAGUCAGGCCGGUCCCGGCUCUGAGGACGUGGCAGUCAUCAUUGAGAAGGGGACUAUGUCCCAGCCCUUGGCUUUCUCAGAUCAACCUCGGGCGGGCUCCAGGAUCCUGGUCAGAAUGAAGAGGCUGCUGCUGUCUGCGGCUGGACUACUCCUGCUCCUCCUGGCCGGCACCUCCCUUCUCUCCCGCGCUGAAACGCCCUGCUACGUCCGGUCCUUCCAUUUCAUGCUGAAGUACGUCAACGGGCCACCUCCUACGUAGGCGUGCUGGGAAAAUGCCAACGAGAGCCCACGGCUUCCCCAAUGCCGGGGGCAGCUCCAAGGGGUAGGGGGGCCAUUUCCCACCAUUCAGUGCCGCCCUCGCGUGGAUUUUCCUUGGGCAUCUGCCAAGCCACCUGCUUCUGAGGAAGAUCCCAACCUCCCAGCAUGCCCAGAUAUGGAAGGAGCCUGCCCGUGAAGGAAGCACUUUCGGAUCCUUCCGGGGACUUUGGAAGAAGCUCAUCAGUACUUUCAGAGACCCCCAGAGCUGACCCACACGAACCCAGAAGCUUACGGCUGAAAGGAACCUCAAGAAAUCAGCUGGUCCCACCACUGCACCGAUCGAGGACCCCUUGUGGUCGUUGGCCUUGCUCUGCCAGCCCAGCCCAGCCCCUUGGCAGGUCCACCGCUCCCCAGGGAAUGGGGCAGCUUGGACAAUUCUCCAUCGCAGCUGUUCUUCGACAGCAAAUCAGGACUCGACCCAGCAAAACGUCCUGUGAGAAGUGGCUGCUGCUUGUGGAAAAUUUUGACUUUUUGUUCAGAAUCAAAGAAUACCCAAAACUCAGAAUAUCUCAGUUCAGAAAUGCUACCCAGGUGCCUCAUGGGAGUUGUAGUUUGGGUGAUUCUUAGCCCCAUUCUUUAUUAUGGGCUGGGCUCCCCCGCCAGCCUACAUCUCCCGUGAUGUGUUGCAGCUGUGGGACUCCCAUGAUGCACCGACACCCAUCUCCAAGAGGCAAGACCAUGGAGCAUGAUGGGAGAUGUAGUCUGGCCAGGGAGCCUAGCCCAUAGAAGAGAAUGGGGACAUGCGAGACCUGAACUACACCUCCCAUAAGACACCUGGACAGCAUGGACUGGGCACUGCCUUAGUCCCCUAGGGGACUGGAACUGAGGCCGCUGCAGUCUUGAAGAUGGAUCUAGUAAGUGGUGCACCCAGGCCCAUCCAAACCGGAGUCUGUGUGAAUGCCAAGUUUAAGUAAAUGUGUUUUGAAGUGAAUUUAUUCAUGUGCCAUGGAACUGGUUUGCUGGGACCUCAGACCUUUGGUCAUUACCUGUCUACCAUCAAUUGGGGCUCACCUACAUUUCCAUGCCUAGCUAUGCCACUGGGGAAGGCGUUGUAAACUGGUACUGCUGCAGCCCUGCGGGUUGGCACAGGACCUGGUACCGUUGGAUGCGAGGGGAUAUGGUAACUGGUGCCACGCUAGUCACACCCCAUUGUGCCACAGGUACCAUUGGAGCUCUGCAGCCGGGUACCAUGGUGCCAGGUGCCAUACAGACACAGAACAAAAAGCCCACCCUGCCACGGAGUUGCCAGUCAAGCCAUGCCCAUGUCCUUAUGGGGCUCUGAUCCUUCCACAGCAGGGCAGGUGCUGGUAGAAAGGAUGGCCCAGUGGUGAGGGUGCCCUUCUUGGUCUUUGCAGACAGUGGCAUGUGGGUGAGUCAUUUAGCCUCUCCCUGCCUCGGUUUCCCCUCUGUGCAGUUGUGAGGCUAAAUGCAGUAGCGGUUGUGAGGUGUUCAGAUAUGGCCGUGGGGGGGCUGUGCGAGUCCUUUGGAGGGACAGCACUUAUUCCAGCGAGGCUGGGGGAGUUCCAUUAACACAGGCCUUGUGCCUUCGGGAAAUACUCACGCUUCCCUGGGCUGGUGCAGCUUCUCCCCUGCCUGGUUGUGGGUCUCUUUCCGUCUGCUCCCCGCAUGCUGGACCUGGCCAGCCCCUUGUGUCUAGCUCAGGCCAUGCUCCCGCUCCACCCCCUAUGGGCCCUGGGGGGUCGAGCAUAGGUGGUGCAGUGGCUAUGUGUGGGGUCUGGGAGAUGGCGGGGAGUCUCCGGGGGUCCUUUCCAGCUUGUUUAAGGCUCCUUUGCCCUGCCAGGGUGGCACACAGAGAGGGAGCUGUGUCUGACAUUUAUAUGGCUAACAAGCCUCCACAAUAAAAAUACACACCUGGGAAACAAA